GGCUUUCACAAUGUUUCCCAGGCUGGUCUCGAACUCCUGGCUUCAAGCAAUCCUCCCACCUUGGCCUCCCAAAGUGCUGAGAUUACAGGCGUGAGCCACCGUGCCCAGCUCGAGAACAUCUUGAACAGAACUACGACUGUGUCUAUUUGAUGACACAAACUGAACUGUACUCCUGGAAGCACAGUGGAUCAAGGUUCGUUCCGUUGCCUGGGCUGAUCCUUGAGUUUUGUGAGUGACUUCACAAUGGCCAGGAAGUUCCUAGCCUCCUUCUGCAGCCUUGGUUCACCAUGCUGGACACCCUCUGGCUGCUUAGCCUCUCUUGACCUGCUCUGUGGGCCUAGAUGUUAAUCAGCUGUGCCUACAAGAACCUCUGCCAGCGAGCCCUACUCUCAGGCAGUGAUGCUGUCCUGAAGUGUGACCAUCCCAUGGCACUCUGGUACUUCUCUUCCAUUCUUGGGGAAGAUCCUUCUCUGCUUAAUUCAAUGCCUGACAUAAGGAAAUUGCCUGGGGGUAGCCUUCAGCUGACCAACCCUCAGCCCUCCCAGCCCGGCCCCUAUCGCUGCUGGGGCAGUGAUGAUACGCUCAUGGUACAAUAUGAGAUCAACUUCCAGGAUGUCACCAACCUUCGUGUUAUGCACAAGAGCCUGGACCAAAAGUCCUUGCAGAAUGAGACCCUGAUCCUGGAUGGCAAGGUACUCAUCUUUACCAACUGGGACCCCUGGCAGGACUGUAACUGCUGCGGGGAACUGGGUAAGCGCAAACGCCUGGGGUACUGCUACAUUGAGGAGCCCCUGGAAAAACCCAUGCCCUGCCGGCUGUAUCUGAGAGACGAGAAGGUGCAAUUCAGCCACACUCGGCCCGAACUGCAGGUGGAAGCCUGCCACGUACCCUGCAACCCAGUCGAGGAAAUUCAUCUUUGACAUUUACCAGCCCGGCAAGUGGACGAACAACAGGUGGCUCACCUUGUCCCUUGGCCUCCAUCUACAGGUGACAGGACCAGAGCCGUAGCCCUGCCCUUGACCCUCACCCAGGCUUUGUUUUCUGUGCUCACCUGGGCUUGGGGGUUACCUUCCAACAGAAAACCAGACUUUCUCCCAGCCCAUAAGCCUUCAUGGUGGUUCUGCUCAGGAAAAGGUCUCUUCACUGGCUUGCUGAGAUGUGCAUUCCGGAAGAAUUCCCUGGUGUUUCCUCUGAGUGAGCCCUGGGCAGAUGAUGUUAGGGACACAGCAAUGACCUAGUUCUUGUCUGCACGGGCUUCUGAUAUUCAGGGGGAGGCCAAAUGUAGAAUCUAGAGACCAAACUACUCAGGCCCAUGGGCUCAUACCAAUGUAGACACUGAUGUUUCUGUCUCCUGAUCAGACCCCGGUGGAUACAAUUUAUCUAUCCAUCCUUGCCCCAAUGCCACAGUG
Molecule: messenger RNA, 1409 nt
Organism: Piliocolobus tephrosceles (Ugandan red Colobus)
Lineage: Eukaryota; Metazoa; Chordata; Mammalia; Primates; Cercopithecidae
Product: protein FAM187B-like
Exons: 2
Coding region: 342-920 (192 amino acids)
Source: RefSeq, a predicted model, not a curated record